AUGCCAGCCAACCGCUCCAGCGACGACAGCACGCUCCAUCUCCCCCGGAUCCUCUGCCUCCACGGCGGCGGGACAAACGCCCGCAUCUUCCGCGCCCAAUGCCGCAUCCUCACGCGGUACUUGUCCACGGCCUUCCGCCUCUGCUUCGCCGAAGCCCCCUUCCUCUCGCAGCCGGGUCCGGAUGUGACCUCGGUCUACAAGGAGUUCGGGCCAUUCAAGCGCUGGCUGCGCUCAUCGGCCAGGGACCAUCCCGAGAUCGAUCCAGCCCUCGCGACGGAGGCAAUCGAUGCGAGUCUGCGAGAUGCCAUGGACGAAGACGACCGGAGGGGCGCAACGGGUGAAUGGGCGGGACUACUUGGGUUCAGCCAGGGGGCGAAGAUGUGUGCUAGCCUGCUGCUCAGGCAGCAGGUUCGGGACGCGACUCGGACGAGUCCGAGUGCGAGGGACGGCCCGAACUGGCGCUUUGCCGUAUUGCUGGCCGGCCGAGGACCAUUGGUUUCCCUGGAUCCGGCAUGUCUCACGUCUCCUGCGGUCGUGGAUGCGGGUGGGAUCGCCAUGACGGCGUUCCCGGAUGAGAGGCUACUCGCUGCCGGUACCGCGCAUGUGCUGCGUCUGCCUACGGUGCAUGUGCAUGGGAUGCUCGAUCCCGGGCUGGAGGAGCAUCGGAAACUGCUGGCGCAGUACUGCGAAGAAGGGACUGCGCGGGUUAUGGAGUGGGAGGGCAACCAUCGGGUGCCGAUCAAGACGAAGGAUGUUGUGGCGCUUGUCGGGCAUGUUUUGGAGGUGGCUACUGAGACCGGCGUGCUCCAGAGACGGAUUUGA
Monascus purpureus is the source of this 822-nucleotide messenger RNA. NCBI's taxonomy places the organism in Eukaryota, Fungi, Ascomycota, Eurotiomycetes, Eurotiales, Aspergillaceae. The record is from the annotation of a GenBank genome assembly.